AUGCUGUCUGAUACCUUGUAUACUCUCCCCCCAGGGUCUAGGAUUCUAGUGACCGGGUGUAACGGCUUCAUCGGGUCCCAUGUGGUCGAUCAGCUACUAAUGCUCGGCUACUUGGUCCGCGGCACUGUUCGCGAGCCAAAGCCCUGGUUGAACGAAUUCUUUGAUCAGAAAUACGGCAAAGGCAAAUUUGAAUCAUUCAUUCUGUCGAAUCUGGAUAGUGAGGUGGACUGCGAGAAGGCGGUUGAAGGGGCUUCUGGGGUUAUUCAUAUGGCCGCUGACGUAUCGAUGAACCCUGAUCCAAGUGUGGUUAUCCCAAAUGCCGUCAAGGCAAUGCAGAGCAUCCUGAAAGCCGCUUCAAAAUGGCAUUCGGUCAAGCAAGUCGUGCUGACUUCAUCUUCAACCGCUGCUUAUACACCGAGCUCUGAUGGAGAAAGAACAACGAUCACCCAAGAUACCUGGAAUGAUGCUGCUGUUGCAGCGGCUUGGGAUGCGCAUGCUCCUCCCCACUCUAAGGGGUACUUUGUAUACGUAGCCUCCAAGACGGAGACCGAGAGGAUGGCUUUCAAGUGGGUGCAAGAGCACAAACCUUCCUUCACUUUAAAUACUGUUUUGCCAGCCCUCACUUUCGGCAAAAUCCUCGCUCCGGGAGUGGGAGGUUCAACGCAGUCUUUUGUCACAAACAUGCUCAAAGGCGAUGGAUCAGCCAUGACGUUCCUUCCUCCACAGUGGUUUGUUAAUGUCGUCGAUGUUGCGAGAUUACACGUUGCUGCGCUCCUUUCACCAUCGGUUAAAUCUGAGCGAAUCUUCGCAUUCGCUGCUUCUCAGAACUGGACAGAAGUUAUCAGGAUUUUAAGGAAGCUCCGUCCUGAGAAUUCACUCAUUCCCCAGGAGCCUGAAGGCGAGGCUCAAGACUUGAAAAUUGUUGAGCCUUCCAAGUGGGCCGAAGAAAUUCUUAAGAGCUUUUAUGAUCGACCGGGCUGGGUCAGUCUAGAGGAAAGUAUCGCCGAGGGCAUUUGUGACUGCUAG
This is a messenger RNA of Penicillium daleae, 1026 nucleotides long. RefSeq names its product NAD(P)-binding protein. Gene Ontology annotation, molecular function: oxidoreductase activity, acting on the CH-OH group of donors, NAD or NADP as acceptor. The transcript has 5 exons. The record is from RefSeq and is a predicted model, not a curated record. NCBI's taxonomy places the organism in Eukaryota, Fungi, Ascomycota, Eurotiomycetes, Eurotiales, Aspergillaceae. The coding region runs from base 1 to 1026 and encodes 341 amino acids.